AUGCGUUUCCCAUGGCUCGUCCUCCUCCUUGUUCUGUUCCUCCACCUCAGCCGCUCCUCCGCCGCACCACCGCCGCGGAUGCCGGAAUACCGUGCCCUACUCUCUAUCAAAGCCGCCAUUACCGAGGACCCGCAGUCGGGCCUGGCGUCGUGGAAGGAAUCCACGGACCACUGCCAGUGGAGUGGCGUCACGUGCGACGCCACGCGCAGGCACGUGACUGCGCUGGACAUCUCCAGCCUCGAUCUCGUCGGGGCCCUCUCCCCGGACGUCGGCCAGCUCCGGUUCCUCGUGAACCUCUCCGUCGCCUCCAAUAGCAUCUCCGGCCCCAUUCCUCCCCAAAUCGCGGACAUCCCCAGCCUUCGCUACCUCAAUCUCUCCAACAAUGUCUUCAACCUUAGCUUCCCGCCGCAGCUUUACCGCCUCAGGAACCUCCAGGUCCUGGAUCUGUAUAACAACAAUCUGACCGGCGCUUUCCCCUCGCAGGCGUAUUUACUCACCAAUCUUACCCACCUCCAUCUCGGCGGCAACUUCUUCAACGGUUCCCUGCCGGCGGAGUUCGGUUCGUUCCCUCACCUCGAGUACCUGGCUGUUUCCGGUAACGAGCUAACCGGAUCCAUACCGCCGGAGAUCGGGAACUUGACUCAGCUCAAGGAGCUUUACAUUGGGUAUUACAAUGCAUUCACCGGCGGAAUCCCCAAGGAGAUUGGGAAAUUGUCCCAGUUGGUGAAAUUCGACGCCGCCAACUGCGGGCUUACUGGUGAGAUCCCGCCGGAGAUAGGGAAUCUGCAGAACCUCGACACUCUUUUUCUCCAGGUAAAUGCACUUUCCGGCGGCCUGGCGUCGGAGAUUGGCUACCUGAAGAGCUUGAGAUCGCUGGAUCUGUCCAACAACAUGUUUUCUGGUGAAAUUCCGCCGUCGUUUGCGGAGCUAAAAAACCUGACCCUCUUAAACCUUUUCAGGAACAAGCUCACCGGCUCUAUCCCUGAUUUUAUCGCCGAGCUGCCGGAGCUACAAGUUCUGCAGUUGUGGGAGAAUAAUUUCACUGGGAUUAUUCCUCCCAACUUGGGAAGUAAUGGGAACCUUCAGGAAGUCGAUGUUAGUUCGAACAAACUGACUGGAAAUUUGCCCCAAAGUAUAUGUAAAGGCAAUCAGCUGCACACAUUAAUCACUCUAGGAAAUUUCCUCAUCGGCCCCAUUCCUGACUCACUGGGUCAAUGCGAGUCACUGAGUCGAAUUCGAAUGGGUGAUAACUAUCUUAACGGCUCCAUUCCAAAAGGGCUCUUAAGUUUGCCUAAACUCACUCAAAUUGAGCUCCAAGAUAAUCUCCUAUCUGGUCCUUUCCCAGAGACCGAUGGAAAGUUCACGAGUCUCGGGCAAAUUACUCUCUCCAACAAUCAACUCACCGGGCCUUUGACGCCGAGCAUUGGGAAUUUUGUUGGUGUUCAGAAGCUCUUGCUCGAUGGAAACAAAUUUUCGGGCCCAAUCCCAGCUAAAAUCGGGAAUCUAAAGCAGCUCUCAAAGAUGGAUUUGAGCCACAACGAGUUCUCGGGCCGCAUUGCCCCGGAGAUCAGUGAAUGUAAGCUGUUGACGUUCGUUGACCUGAGCCGGAACCAGCUGUCCGGUGAAAUCCCAUCAGAGAUCACUGGUAUGAGAAUCUUGAACUACUUGAAUGUGUCUAGAAAUCAUUUGGUGGGUGGCAUUCCCUCAUCCAUAGCUAGCAUGCAGAGUUUAACUUCUGUCGAUUUCUCAUAUAACAAUCUCUCUGGUUUGGUUCCUGGGACUGGCCAGUUUAGCUACUUCAAUUACACUUCUUUUCUGGGCAACCCUGAUCUUUGCGGCCCGUAUUUGGGGUCCUGCAAGGCGGGCAUUUCCGGUGGGCCCAUGAGGCCGCACGAAAAGGGGACUUUCUCCCCCUCCACCAAGCUUCUCCUCGUGAUUGGACUGCUCGUUUGCUCUAUCGUGUUUGCUGUGGCCGCCAUUAUCAAGGCGCGGUCGUUGAAGAAGGCGAGCGAGGCCCGUUCCUGGAAGCUCACGGCCUUCCAACGUUUGGACUUCACUUGCGAUGACAUCUUGGACAGCCUCAAAGAGGACAACAUCAUAGGCAAGGGCGGGGCUGGCAUUGUUUACAAGGGUGUGAUGCCGAAUGGGGAAUUAGUGGCUGUCAAGCGGCUGGCGGCAAUGGGUCGCGGCUCCUCCCACCACGACCACGGCUUUAGUGCCGAGAUACAGACUCUAGGGAGGAUCAGGCACAGACACAUUGUUCGUUUACUGGGGUUCUGUUCGAAUCAUGAGACAAACCUUCUGGUUUAUGAGUACAUGCCCAACGGGAGCCUGGGGGAGAUGCUCCAUGGCAAGAAAGGUGGCCACUUGCAUUGGGACACACGGUACAAGAUAGCAGUGGAGGCCGCCAAGGGCCUCUGCUAUCUGCAUCACGACUGCUCGCCUUUGAUCGUCCACCGUGAUGUCAAGUCGAAUAACAUACUUCUGGAUUCAGGCUUCGAAGCCCAUGUUGCUGAUUUUGGGUUGGCCAAGUUCUUGCAGGAUUCUGGGACGUCCGAAUGUAUGUCAGCCAUUGCUGGUUCUUAUGGCUACAUUGCUCCCGAAUACGCCUACACACUUAGGGUGGACGAAAAGAGUGACGUGUACAGCUUUGGGGUCGUUCUCUUGGAACUCGUCACGGGUCGAAAGCCUGUUGGUGAGUUCGGUGACGGUGUGGACAUAGUCCAGUGGGUCCGGAGAAUGACGGAUGGGGCCACCGAAGGCGUGAUCAAGAUCCUCGACCCGAGGCUCUCGACUGUCCCACUCCAUGAGGUGAUGCAUGUCUUUUAUGUGGCGAUGCUCUGUGUGGAGGAGCAGGCGGUUGAGCGGCCCACCAUGCGUGAGGUGGUGCAGAUACUGACAGAGCUUCCCAAGCCGCCCGGUGCAAAACCAGGAGACUUAAAGGAUUCGGAUUCGACGCAACCGAAAUCGGGUUUGGAGUCUCCUCAAUCACCGGUUGUGCCAGAUCUCCUCAGCAUUUGA
Messenger RNA from Striga hermonthica, 3021 nucleotides. NCBI's taxonomy places the organism in Eukaryota, Viridiplantae, Streptophyta, Magnoliopsida, Lamiales, Orobanchaceae. The record is from the annotation of a GenBank genome assembly.